AUGCACGCCCUGGAAUCGAGGAUUAUACUCGUCUUCUGGCUUUUUUUCUACGUUUCUGUUCGCUCGUGGGAAAUCCGACCGUAUCCGAGCUCCGAAGAACGUUCCGAGAAUGAAUUAGAAUUGGACGAUCCAACGGAAAGGAUAGAUAUUAUAUUUCCAGGAACAAAGUGGUGCGGAAGUGGUAACAUAGCUAGUGAUCCGAAUGAUCUAGGGAAAUAUUUCGAAACCGACGCGUGCUGCCGAAAUCACGAUAUGUGCCCUGACGUAAUCGAGGCUCAUGGAACGAAACACGGUUUGACUAAUCCUUCGUUUUACACCAGAUUAAGCUGCUCCUGCGAUGAUGAGUUUCACCGAUGUCUUAAAAAUUCAAAAGAUGCUGUCGGCGGAAAAGUAGGGACUGUAUACUUCACCUUAUUAGGAACGCAAUGCUUCCGAGAGGAUUAUCCUGUUGUUGGUUGUAAGUCCAGCACCUUGUAAGUACGAUUAAUACAUUGUCUGACACGGUAUACUCAGCGAAUUCAAUCGUAAAAUCGCUUGUACUGAAAUUUAAAGGAAAUUUUUAUUGUUGCAGUACUGGCCGUUGUUUGGAGUACGAGUUUGACACAACGAAACCAAAGGAGUACCAGUGGUUUGACGUACCUUUUUACUAGUCAACGGAUCUCGAAUAUUAAUAUACUUUCGUUACUUAAUAUACGUAAAUACUUAAAACUUAAAAUAUCAUAUAAAAUAUAUUUUAUAUUUUAUAAAAUAUUAUAUUAUAUAAAAUAUUAUAUAAAAAUUAUAUUUUAUGUAUAUUAAUGAAAUAUUAAUGAUCCAAAUAUCCAAAUUGGUUUGUUCAAGAUGAAUGUGCUGCGUACCAUAAAUUUAAUUUAUUUCACUUUAACUGUCUAACUAAGUAUGUAAGAUACAGCUUGAAGAAAAAGUGAGACAUUAUUGUUACAUUUGAAUACGUAUUUUUAGCAAUGAUUUUGCAAUAUAUUGUUAGUAAUAUUGUGUAGUGUAAACAUAUAUGUAUAUAUUAAAUGUAUUCUAUGUAUCAUUCAAUGUUCAUUUAUUUUUUCUAAAAUAAAAUAAUUUUAAUAUUAAUAUAAUAAUUUUAAUAUUUUAAUGUUAAUAAUAAUUUAAAAUAGUUAAAAAUUGUUUUUAAGAAUGUUUAA
Molecule: messenger RNA, 1157 nt
Organism: Heterotrigona itama
Lineage: Eukaryota; Metazoa; Arthropoda; Insecta; Hymenoptera; Apidae
Source: the annotation of a GenBank genome assembly